CUGGGGAAGCUGCUGGGAACAUUCGCCCUAGGGCUUGAGCUAAACUAAGAAAAAUCGGUACAAGGCUCAGCACAAAAGGCUCUUUCAUUCCGGUCCUUUCACCCACGCAGGGAACGAUGCCUCUGGAGGUGGUGGUGGAGUUGCACAUCCGGGCGGUUUCUUGCCCAGGGGUGUUCCUGCCCAGCAAGCAAGCUGUGUACCUUGGCGUCUACUUCCUGAAUCAGUACCUGGAGACGGACUGCUUCCCCGCUGUGUUCCCUAUUAUAAUCCAUCAGAACCUGAAGUUUGAAAAGGUAUUCGAAAACGCAAUAGAUCCUGGAGCUGUAGCAGACAUUUUAGAAGGCUUCUUAACCAGAUUUGAGUUAAUACAGCUAGUACCUCCAGUGUGGGAAAAGUUGGCCUACUAUGAAGAAAACACAAGGGAUUUUCUUUUCCCGGAGCCCAAGCUGAGACCCUCACACCCGGGCACGUGUCGGGAGGUGCUCAUGAGGACGGCUGUAGGCUUUCCAGGCAUUGCUCCCAAAUUAGAGUUUUCUACAAGGACAGCCAUCAGAGAACGUGUGUGCCUUCAUAGAAACCGAUUUCUUGAAGACAGACUUAAUCCACAAAGGCCCUUAUCUGCAUCACCUGGACCAAUAUUCCCCCUAUACAGCACAAAGACGAAGCCCAAAGGAAAGAAUCUCGACAGGGUACCCCGAGGCCUCCAGUCCCGGGCGCCCUCUCCAUAUCCUACCAGGCGUCUCUUCCAGGACCAGCCAACUCAUUUGAACUUUGGAAAUAGUUUCAAAAUCUCCAGAGAAAUCAAGCCUCCAUUUGUAGUUAGACACGUGGACAGUGCAAAGCCCUUCGGUGAGGCUGUUUCAGAGCACCAGUCUCGAAAGGCUAGAAGAAAGUGCAAGUUGUCAGACUUUCCAUUUCCAACGAGAAGAGCUUCUUCUCUCGACAGCCUUGCAGCUAACGUCAAGGUUAUCAAGGAGCCAGAUGAGCGGAUUGUUCUCAGGAACGACUCACUGUCACCUUUAGAUUCCAGUAAGUUUGGAAAGCCCUCGCCCAGUUACAGUAACCAAGGGGAUGCCGACUUCCACCGGAAAACUUCGUUUGCCACCUCCCAGCAUUCCAGGUCACCCAGCCCGCUUCUGGAUCAGCCCCUCCUCCGAGAAAGGUUCCACCCUAGCUUUCAAUCCCUGUGGAAGAAGAUCCAUGAGAGGGUGUGCAGUCUUCUGACAUCCCACAGAGCUCAGCAGCCAAACCAAACCAAGAAAGAUCCUACCUCUGAAGAAAAUUCCAACCUUGACAGGCAAGGCUACCCUCAGAAGGAAUACCCACUGCAUGAGCAGAGAUAUUUUUAAACUGCUGCCUUAGGAUGUGAUGUUUCAAAUUUUGCGGGAAAAUGAAUGUGGAUGGAAGCUGAAGGAGGAUCGUAAAGAACCCACCGAUGGAGUCACUGACAUACCCUUAGGGAAAGGAACAACCGUUUUUGUUAUCUGUGUCAAACCACUGGUACCUAACCCCUUCUAAAUCCAACCUUGUACUCAGUCUUUUGUACCCAGGUAAGAGCUGUUGAUUAAAGUACUUGCUGUUUCGGGCUCAGGUUUGGUGUCAGGCUGGAACGUUUGUUUGAACUCGUGUGCUUGUUUUGAGCGUGAAGAAGAAAAUAACAGGGGUUGGGCGGCAGAUGGGUUUUCAUCUGAAUAGCGUUUCUUAGAAUUCUAACGAAAAUGUCAAGAUGCCUUUUUAGGUGUUCUUCACUGUUGGCAGUGGAUAUGUUCAUGAGAAGUUUUGGGUGUUUGCUUGUUUUUUAAAAUCAGUUUACAUUUCACACAAGCUAGAGGGAGCCGCCAUUUAAAGGAAUGCCUUGAUGAGGUCUUCGGGAGAGGCCUGUCAGCCUGAUGUUCUCUUCUUGGUAAAUCUGUUUUUUGGGUUUCUUUGGUUUUGAGUGUCAGGCUUAAUCGACAUGAAGUCCACUGAAACCCUAGGAAAAGGGAGCUUUACAGCUGGAGAAUUCAGGCCUUAUUAAAUUUAUAUGGUACAGGUUGGAUUUCAAUAAUAACAGUAAUAAGAGGAGGCCAGUUUCUUUGGACUGUGGU
Molecule: messenger RNA, 2087 nt
Organism: Loxodonta africana (African savanna elephant)
Lineage: Eukaryota; Metazoa; Chordata; Mammalia; Proboscidea; Elephantidae
Gene: SPATA6L
Product: spermatogenesis associated 6 like
Exons: 13
Coding region: 117-1349 (410 amino acids)
Biological process (GO): spermatogenesis
Molecular function (GO): myosin light chain binding
Source: RefSeq, a predicted model, not a curated record